UUUCAGUGGAAUAAAGCCCUAUUAUAUUGUCAUAGAACAAGCUCCGUACCCAAUAGUUUACACUGUUAAAAAGUUUAUGCUACUCACCGGCCUGUGUUGAGUGGAUAUUGCAUCAGGAAGUUUUGAAUGUACCAUGGCAGCGCAGUUUUUUAACAGGCUCGGUCAGAUUGGUUUGGGAGUAGCUGUAGUUGGCGGUGUUGUAAAUUCCGCAUUAUAUAAUGUGGAUGGUGGCCACAGGGCUGUUAUAUUUGACAGAUUUGCUGGUGUAAAGAAGCAGGUGGUGGGUGAGGGAACCCAUUUUUUCAUACCAUGGAUACAAAGGCCAAUAAUUUUUGACAUACGUUCAAGGCCAAGGAAUGUGCCUGUUAUCACAGGAAGCAAAGAUUUGCAGAAUGUCAACAUAACCCUUCGUAUCUUAUUCCGACCUCUGCCGGAUCAGUUGCCACGAAUUUACACUAUCCUCGGAGUCGAUUAUGAUGACAGAGUACUGCCUUCAAUAACCACAGAAGUACUUAAAGCUGUUGUUGCUCAAUUUGAUGCUGGUGAACUCAUCACUCAGAGAGAACUUGUGUCGCAAAAAGUGAGUGAAGAUCUAAUGGAACGUGCAUCACAGUUUGGUGUUAUAUUGGAUGACAUCUCAAUUACUCAUUUGACUUUUGGGAAAGAAUUCACCCAGGCUGUAGAACUCAAACAGGUAGCACAACAAGAAGCAGAGAAGGCACGCUUCUUGGUAGAAAAGGCUGAGCAGCAGAAGAAAGCAGCUGUUAUAUCUGCGGAGGGGGAUGCACAAGCCGCACUGUUGUUGGCCAAGUCAUUUGGAGAAGCAGGAGAAGGUCUGGUAGAACUGCGGCGGAUUGAAGCAGCAGAAGAUAUUGCGUAUCAGUUGUCAAGAUCUCGCCAAGUUGCGUACUUGCCACCUGGGCAGAAUGUACUGCUGAACUUGCCAACACAAUAGAAAAAUGUGCCCGCUGCAUCCAUACAGCCUCACUGUUGAGUCCCUUGUGACAUCCACAGAUCUGCAAAGGAAACAAGUAUUUCGCAGAGAUGUUAAUGUUUCCAUUGUGGUUCAUCCUGUUCGCAUUUACAGAAAUGGAUAUAUGUGGUUCACUGGCAGUGUUAACUUUUAGUACUACAUUCAGUGUGACAGAAAGAUAUUUUGUGUUACUGUGAAAACAGGAAUUUGUAAUGUGUAAGCAUUUGCUGUGUAUUUCAUAAUGAAGACUGAUUAUAUGUCA
Schistocerca nitens (vagrant locust) is the source of this 1235-nucleotide messenger RNA. It is a transcript of the gene Phb1, whose product is annotated as protein l(2)37Cc. The record is from RefSeq and is a predicted model, not a curated record. Bases 134 to 955 code for a protein of 273 amino acids. Gene Ontology annotation, cellular component: membrane; mitochondrion. The transcript has 7 exons. Gene Ontology annotation, biological process: mitochondrion organization. Lineage: Eukaryota; Metazoa; Arthropoda; Insecta; Orthoptera; Acrididae.